This is a messenger RNA of Caenorhabditis auriculariae, 1189 nucleotides long. The record is from the annotation of a GenBank genome assembly. NCBI's taxonomy places the organism in Eukaryota, Metazoa, Nematoda, Chromadorea, Rhabditida, Rhabditidae.
AUGCGAAUCGUUUUCCUUCUUUUGGUGCUUCUCCCUGUGGCCCUUUGUCACUACACACCUUACGAAGAUGACUAUAUCUGCAGAAGAUUGGUGAGAUUUUCAGAAAGUCAGACUUUAGAGCACUCAAAAAUAUUUAAAAAAUUACUUCACAAUCCAUAAGUAGCACACAACAAGAAGGUUAUGUAGUUAGAGCUUGAUUAUCACUGAUGUGUGGAUAGGAUCUUUUCUCAUAGAUCUGAGGCUCAAGCCGUACAGAGACGUGUGAAGAAGAUUUGAAUAGAUUUUUGUAUAAUCCUUCGAGCUGCCUUUGACGUUUUCGUAUCGUCUCUGAUUUUCUUCUUUAAAAGAUCAAUAAUCGAUCGAGUUUUUUUUUUGGAAGAUAUGAGAUUUUUAUAUAUUAGCGAAAAAGUUCUACUUGUGACUCAUAUUGAAAAUUCAGCCGCUAGAAAUCCCAGGCACUCAUCAGGACAUGAUGAGUCGAUACGUUCCCCUGAUGCGCCCGCUUCAAGUUGGCGACAGCAUCAUCGUCCGCGGCAGAUUGGGACCAGGAAAAGAACCUGAGAAGUCCAAUUCAAAACUCUCAUCUCUCUCAAAACCCGUGUUUCAGGAGAUUCUUCCUGGACCUCAAACUUGGAAAUUCGCAAAAUUACUACAAAACGCCAAGUUCCCUCCAUUUCAGCGCUCAGUUCGACACCAACAGGCUGUAUUUUGGGCGAUACGAUGUUAGUAUUUUAUUUCACCUAAAAUAUAGGCAAUUUAAAGAGCUUUAAGAAAUUAUUUUUUUAAACUGUCAUAUUUAUUUGUAGGGCCAAAACUGGUUUGAUAACUUCACAAUUGCGAACCCUUCAAUAAGGGACCGUUCAGCUUCAGAAUCGAGUGAGUUCUAAGCAACAGUAUUCAAAAAUAACAUUAUUUUAAAUGAAGUGUUCAAACCGACGGAUAUGCGGUCAGCAAAGGCGGAGUUUUCUUGGGAAAAUCCAAAGCCACCGCCUAUUCCAGCGUGAAGACCGUUUAUCUCGAGAACAUCAUUUUGGAUGAUGACGAGUUGGUUUUUCUUGAAUUUAUUGUUGCUUUUUGUUCUAAAAACCAUCAAUUAAGAUCGUGCAAGGAUGAGCCUAGAUGCGAGAGGCUCCACGGCGAAGGAAUGACCGUCAUCAUUGGCCAUUCGCGCGUCCAACACAUUCGUUAG